Cantharellus anzutake is the source of this 1011-nucleotide messenger RNA. RefSeq lists its product as uncharacterized. The coding region runs from base 1 to 1011 and encodes 336 amino acids. The record is from RefSeq and is a predicted model, not a curated record. The transcript has a single exon. NCBI's taxonomy places the organism in Eukaryota, Fungi, Basidiomycota, Agaricomycetes, Cantharellales, Hydnaceae.
AUGGCCAUGAUGAUUCUUCCAUCCCAUAAGGCUGCUUCCGACAUGGGCACCUUCGAGUCCAAUUCACCACAUCUGCACCAAUUUAUCACUAGUAAGCUCGGCAAGGAGACUACAUUUAUCCCCGAGCUACACAGUAUAAUUUCGGGUGUUGAUGCACCGGCUACAGAAGCCGUGGGACGGGACAAAUUAAGGUCCAAAUGUCGGGAAUAUUUGUGCCAGAUCGCGGAGCAAGCCAGCAUGCCCUUCAAAAAGAACUUCCAGUGGAACCAGUUCAUUGCUCGUUUGAUCCGGCAGGGGAAACAGCUUGUGAAUUGGCGUGACAACCUCCCACUAGCACAUGUUUUUUCGGGGGAAUACUUGCAGAAAAAGACGGACACCUGGGAGAUGCUGUGGACUUCCUGCACUGGAGCCGAUAAUCAACCUAAGCUUUUCAUACAGUCAAGGCCUUCUGGAAGCGAUGUUAUUGUUGUUGCUGUUAAUGAGGAGGCCAUAUUGUCAUCCGGUGAUGCGGGUGUGUUUUUGCAAAAGCCGAAGCGCACUCGAAAAGCCGCAACUCUUGUAGAGGAUUGUGAGGAUGGAAAGAAGGUGGCCAAGCGUCGUAGGGUGGGGUCUGAAUGUGACCGCUUUGCUGGGUCUGCAAACGGUGAAUCUUUUGCUCCCCAGGAAGAUCGCCGAGUCUCUUCUACUAGUGUCUCGACUCUAGUGGCAGAAGAACCAUUGCCUAGCAAUGCUGGACUUGUGGGGUUCCCUCCCAUCUCCAUCCACAAUCCCGAUAUCUUUGCAUCUCUCCCUGGCCCCUCGAACAGCCAGCCUGCCGGUACUUUUCAUGGCAUGCCAUAUGGACUGGUUUCAACCCCAGCAAUUCCGCCUUUCAGCUACCCAUUCAUCCCUCACCAACACCAUUUCCCACCUAUGAUGGGUAUGGAGGUGCCAGGUAUGUCUCCCAGUGUCCCGACAGCUGAUCCACGACAAUCGCAGACUUUCUUCAACUUUAAUCAUACGAACACAUAA